CGGUUAUGACAUUUUGUUACUUAUAAAGCGCACACGGCACACGGAGAAGUGGAACAAACGCAUAGCGCGAAUUUACAAAACUAGCCAGGAACAGGCCCUGUCUUUCCGAUAUUCACCAUCUCUUUCUCUCUAAUCCAAAAAAAAAUCUGUUGUGAACAAACACACAUUAUUGUUUGUUUUCAUCCCACGGAAAAAUCGAUCAGGCAAAACAAACAAAGGUGAAACUGAAUAGGUGCGUGUUUGUGUUGAUGGGCUAAGAGGACAGAGAAAAAGAAAGAAAGAGUAUAAAAUCAAAUCUGGCAAAUCUCGUGGGGUUGAGGGCUCGGUCUUCGUCGAAGCAAGCUUCCCCUGAUUUGCAGGACGACGAGGAGGAGUGCAGGCCUUGGCGUCGAAGGUUAAUAAUGUCUUUCUCCUGGUCCUCCACCCUUAGGAUCACCAUCCUCCUCCUCCUCCUCGCCGCGGUCAUCGUCGCGUGCUUCACUCUCCCCAUCGAAAAGAUGAUGAAGGACUUCUUAUUAUGGGUCGAUCACGAUCUUGGCCCCUGGGGCCCACUUGUUCUGGCUGUUGCUUACAUUCCUUUGACUGUCUUGGCUGUUCCAGCUUCAGUGCUUACUCUUGGUGGAGGUUAUCUUUUUGGGCUUCCGGUGGGAUUUGUUGCUGACUCUAUAGGUGCAACUGUUGGUGCCGGAGCUGCAUUUCUUCUUGGUAGAACAAUUGGGAGAUCAUUUGUCGUUUCUAGGUUGAAGGAUUAUCCACAAUUCAGAUCAGUGGCAAUUGCAAUUCGAAGAUCUGGUUUUAAGAUUGUAUUACUGCUUCGGCUUGUUCCACUCCUACCGUUUAACAUGCUAAAUUAUCUCUUGUCGGUGACUCCUGUUUCAAUAGGGGAAUACAUGCUGGCUUCCUGGUUAGGAAUGAUGCCAAUAACACUGGCACUUGUAUAUGUUGGAACAACUCUUAAAGAUCUUUCUGAUGUUACACAUGGUUGGGGCGAGUUCUCAAAGACUCGUUGGGCGUUUAUCAUUCUUGGUCUUGUGAUAUCGGUUGUUCUGAUGAUAUGUGUUACUAGAGUUGCCAAGGCUGCUUUAGAUAAAGCCUUGGCCGAAAAUGAAGAUAUUGAUGGGAUUACUUCCUCGCCAGAUUUACCUAUUGUUGCUGAACCAUCAGCAGAUCUUAACCAACCUCUCAUAAUUAAGAUAGAUUCUUCUGAAGACAGUCAUGAAAAGUGAAUUCUAUUUUGUGUAAAUUCUUUCUUCACUCUACCUUUUAUAAAGGCUAUGGUUUUAAUUUUAAGCUUUAGCGGUAGCUGGUUGCUUCUAUUUAUUCGCGAUUUGUACAGUUUCAACAUUAGAAAUAUAGUUUGUGACAGGAGUGUUUAAUCCUAAUUCCUACAACCAACAUGACAUUAUGGACUUUGUGUUUUAUUUCUUUUGACAGCAGAAAAGUUCAUGCUAUGAACCAUUCCUGAUUCUCUUGAUUA
Molecule: messenger RNA, 1477 nt
Organism: Glycine soja
Lineage: Eukaryota; Viridiplantae; Streptophyta; Magnoliopsida; Fabales; Fabaceae
Product: TVP38/TMEM64 family membrane protein slr0305-like
Exons: 9
Coding region: 402-1226 (274 amino acids)
Cellular component (GO): membrane
Source: RefSeq, a predicted model, not a curated record